Messenger RNA from Phytophthora nicotianae INRA-310, 1795 nucleotides. RefSeq lists its product as hypothetical. Lineage: Eukaryota; Oomycota; Peronosporomycetes; Peronosporales; Peronosporaceae. The coding region runs from base 199 to 1731 and encodes 510 amino acids. The record is from RefSeq and is a predicted model, not a curated record. The transcript has a single exon.
UCCGACAUAUCAGGAAGUGGAGACACUGAUCCCAAGCGACCACGACACGUUGAUGAUAAUACGAGCAGCUCUCACGACGACCACAAACACGGUCGUCCACGUCGUGGAAGCAGCGAUUCGGUUUCGUCUUCAAGCAGCAGACACAAACACCACGAAGAGGAUCAUAAGGGGCUCUCAGCUGCUGCGUGGGAUCGGCUUAUGGACUUCCAGACUAGCGGCGAGUUUCGAGUCACCCAAGUGAGUCGAGCUGCCUUCGCAUCUGUUGGCGCGAUGCCUGAGUUCGCCCAGAUUGCUAUCAUUGCUCGGUUCGUACGCACACCAAUGAAGGACGUACGUGACAAGAACGGACAGCUCAUGCGUAUCUAUCGAGAGUAUCAGAAGGAAAACCCGCAGAUCGCAGCACUGCAGCCGGUGGACGCCUUCAUGUCGGACUACAAGAGUGAUCCAGGUCUCUUUCGCUUCGGCUACGCUCCUCCACAGCCUGCUACAGGUAUGUCUAAUGUCCAGGUGCCCUAUCAACGGGAUCCGGUCCAAGAAGAGAAGAACUCUCCUCGACCAGAACGAACUCCCACGUCACGAUCUGAAUCAGAGCGACAUCACAAAGACGUGGAUGAGUUUGGACGUGCUGUACACCCUGACAAACCAGGAGUUCCAGAGACAAAUGGAUCGUCACGGACAAGGCAAAUGCCAGCAGCAGAUCCUCAUCUAGCAUCACGUAGCCGUCCUGGUCCUUCUUCGCCAACUCCAGCAAUGCCGCGAGCUGCGUCCGGACCAAGAGCUGAAGACCCGCGUCGUCGUGACCAGCCUGCGCCGCAAAGCUCCAGUGCUGGACGUGACCCACGUCGUCGAAGUGUACUGACAAACCAGCCGUCUCCACGAGGGAAUCAACCGAGCGCUCCUCAUGCUGCGGCGUCGAAUAACUUGUACGAACGUCUGCCACCUCCAGUGAAAGCUGUAGUCGACAGCAUGCGCCGUGAAGGAAGACUACAGGAGCCGCUGAACGAUAACGUGAUCACGCGGUUGUUGCAUCUGCCCGAGCCUGUAGCACUACAAGCCGUCGAGAAUUUCAGCAACGUGGAUCUGUCACAAGUGGAGAACUUACAAGGCUUUCUGGUGGGAAUUAUCAACCGUGUAAACGAGAAGGCGAUUGCCUCUGAAAAACAUCACCGACCGCAAGUGCCUUCUCCUCGAGGACAAGCUCCUUCUGCGAUGUCUCGAGGUUAUGGAGCUCAAGAUGGUUCUGUUCUUGGAGGACCCCCUCAAGGCGGGCGUUUGAACAACAUCGGAGCAAAUACCGGCGGCUACCGUGGCCAACCAGCCCCCAUGAAUGCAGGUCCUGGACCUGCACUGUAUGAACGGCCCUACGAGGCCCCACAGGAUCCGCGGGACCCGCGUCGUCGACAACCAGCGCCUCAGGGGCCGCCUCAAUAUGGCGGAGCAGUACGUGGACCUCCCCAGGUCGGUGGACGUGCACCUAUUGGAAUGCAGUCGUUUACUGCACUCCCAAUGUCGGUGCAGAACCACGUUCACUCGUUGGUGGCGAAUCGUACACUGUCAUCGUUAGAAGAGCUUGGUGGCAAGUGCUACGAAGUACUGGGACAACUUUCCGAGCCACUAGCGAACCAAGUUCUCACUCGGUUUGCUGGUGCCAAUCUCUCCAAUGUCCGCAACAAGAGCGGAUUCCUCAUUGGCGUUGUCAAGCGAGCGCGUCAGGAGUACGGCUUCAACUAAUUAGUGACCAAAAAGUAGGCUCUUAUCGGUUGACCAUUUCAACAAGUACGUGUAUUGUCAGUUC